GCGGCCGGAGACAUGAGGGAAGGUGAGGAGGAGAGCAGAAACGGAACUCAGGGGGAAGAACAAGAUGAAGACUACAUGGGGGAUCUCUCUCAGUUUCUUCCUUCAGAAGCGUUUGGUCCUUCUGAAUCUUUUCCUGGAAAGAGCUCUGACAAGAAAGCCACAACGAUCAACUCUUCCAAAAAGCAGUUGAAAAAUCUCAGUUGGCAAGAACGAAGAAAACUUGAAAGACAAAAAAAGCAACAAGAAGAAGAUGAGCAAACAUUGGCAAAAGUGGAAGCUCCGAUUCCACAAUCAAAUAUUGGAUUUAAGCUGCUCAAACAAAUGGGUUAUACGCCAGGCUCUGCCCUUGGAAAGGAGGGUUCAGGCAGGGCUGAACCUGUAGGACUUGCUAUUCGACGGUCACGAGCUGGUAUAGGACUAGAUGAUCCCCACAAGGAGAAGAGGAAAAGGGAGGAGAUGAAGGUGGAGAGGAAAAAGAGGAAAGAAGAGGCACUGAUGGAAGAAUUUGGGUUUAGGCAGAAGUCACAUUGGCAGAGUAGGAAAAUUGUAAGCAAUUUCAAGAAGGCAAAGGCUGCUCUUGACCAGUUAGAGAACAGGGAAGUUAUACCACAAAAGAAUGAGGAGGAGGAGGGUGAUGUUGAUGAAGAGAAUGAGGAAGAAAUAACAGAAGAGGAUUUACAGGAUGUUCUGAUGGAACUGAGGGAUGAGCAUCAGUAUUGCCUCUUUUGUGGGUGUAAGUAUGAAUCAAAUGAUGCUCUUUUGGCUAACUGCCCUGGGCCCAAUGAAGAUGACCACUGAACUGAUGAGUUUCAGAUGCGGACAAGCUCAGAUUUUUUUUUCCUGUUGUCUCGAAAGUCCCAUUAUCUGCAAAUGCAAAUUGCAUUGGAGAUUGAUUGAUGUGCCUCGGCUAGCUGAUCAUUCUUUGAGGUCAUUCUUGCGGAUGCCGAUGAAAAGCCGGAGCCUGCCUAGAGGCAUUCAUGUGUGAAGACUACCACUGAAGAAUUCGCCUUCCUUGCGACUGCAUCAUGGGACAAUUUAUAUAAACAUCUUAGAUUUCUAUGGGUUGGCAUGUACCUCAUGAGCAUCGUAUUACUAUCGUACAUGUAUUUUGAGAGCAAUGUUGUAACUUGAGCACCUCCAGUGCUUGUCACUGUAAGGAAUAAAGCCCUUAAAUUGCUAUUGUAACCAUUCAACCAAAACUUGAAUUGAGGGAGUAUUGGGAGUGGGAAUAGAUGAAGCAUCUUUUCUCA
Molecule: messenger RNA, 1250 nt
Organism: Neltuma alba
Lineage: Eukaryota; Viridiplantae; Streptophyta; Magnoliopsida; Fabales; Fabaceae
Product: G patch domain-containing protein 11
Exons: 4
Coding region: 13-798 (261 amino acids)
Cellular component (GO): kinetochore
Molecular function (GO): nucleic acid binding
Source: RefSeq, a predicted model, not a curated record